AUGCUUUCUGUAGAUAAUGUUGUACAAAAGUUAGCUUCUUUGCCUUUUUUGGGUCACACAGGCAUUGAUGCUAUAGGGCUUAGUGGUGGUGUGUUUAUAUGUUGGUUUACUUCUUUAGGACUAGAACCGGUUUUUAAGUCUCAAAAUGUUUUUCUCUGUAAAUUGGUGCAAGUAGAUGAAAUAAAAUAUGUGAUGUUUGUGUAUGGUUCGCCUCAUGUUGCUAAUCAGUUGGAGGUCUGGUAUUUAAUUAGUAGUAUCUUGGAUUCAAUUUCGAAUGUGGUAAUCAUUGGUGAUUUUAAUCAGGUGGAGUUUUUUUCGGAUAAGUUAGGUGGUAAUUUCUCGAUUCCUGGUCAAUUAGAUUUCAUAAAUUGGCGUAUGGGAUUGAAUUUGGUGGAUGUUCCUUUUUUUGGUCCUAAGUAUACCUGGACUAAUAAUAGGAUUGAUUGUGAUCCAAUUUUCGAGCGUUUGGAUAGAGCCUAUGGUUCCACCUCUUGGUUUGCCAACUUCCCUGAAACUCACCUUAUCCAUCAACCAAUUUUGUUCUCGGAUCAUGCAGCUAUUAUCUUGUCAGAUACUACUGAUUUGGACUGUCAUAAACGUCCUUAUCGAAUUGAACUUUGGUGUUUAUCUGCUUUAGAGGUGCAUAAUAUCAUUGCUUCCGUCUUCUCCUUAUUCUUUCCAGGAUCUCCUAUGUUUUCUCUAUCCCGUAAACUUUCUGUUUCUAGGGACCGUCUUCUUGCUUGGUGCAUCUCUCACAAGAAAGCAUGGGGUAUAAAUUGGAAGCAAUUAGUGUUUGAGGUUUCUCAGGCUUCAGAUUCUCUUUGUUCCCGAGUGGAUCGUUGUUUGUUUGUUUCUACUAAGAAUGAAAAAGUGGCACAAGCUCAAGCAGCUUACAUGUUUUGGCUACAAAGGGCUAAGAUUAAAUGGGAUGCGCAGGGGGAUUCUCAUUCUCGUCUUCUCUUUUCCUCAGUUCAAUCUCGAAAAAGGAAGAAUAAGAUUUUGGGCCUUCGAGAUUCUACUGGAACUUGGCACAGGGAACCAGUUCAAAUAGCUUCAAUUAUUUCGGACUUCUACCAGGACCUUUAUACAACCUCAGAUACGGCCUCGUCAUAUGAUGCAGAAUGGUGGGAGAGUCUCCGAUUACCCACUUUAUCUCUUGACCAGCGGAACUUUCUUAUGAAGCCUUUUUCUUCGGAGGAUAUUAGAAGUGCAAUUUUUAGUAUUGAAGAUAGUAAGUCCCCUGGUCCUGAUGGAUUUCCUUCUGCUUUUUUCAAGAACAUGUGGGAUUUAGUGGGUUCUUCGGUGGUUUCAGCUGUUCAACAUUUUUUUGCUCAUGGUUAUCUGUUGAAAGACUGGAAUCGGACAUUCUUGGCUUUACUUCCGAAGGUGGAUAGUCCGGAAGUUGUUUCUCAAUUUCUUCCUAUAGGCUUAUGUAAUGUGAUCUACAAAUGUAUUGCGAAGUGUCUUACGAGUCUUCUUCGACAAGUGUUACCUAGUUUGGUAGCUGAUUUUCAGAACGCCUUUGUUCCUGGUCGUCUUCUUUUGGACAAUGCGUUAAUAGCUCAUGAGGCUCUUACCUAUGUGAAUACGUGGAAAGCUAAGAAGAAAUUCUUCGCAUCUAUUAAAUUGGACAUGAAUAAAGCCUAUGACAGGGUUAAUUGGGUUUUCCUGUUUCGUUUGCUUCAGGCUUAUGGGUUUUCCCCAUAUUGGAUUCAAAUUAUUCGUCAGUGUGUCUCCACGGUAUCCUUUCAGGUGUUGGUUAAUGGUAAUCCUCUCAAGGCUUUUCAGCCUCAGUGUGGUCUUCGACAGGGUGACCCUUUAUCCUCCUAUUUGUUUGUGCUAUGUAUGGAAGUCUUGUCAGCUAUGCUGCGCAGAGGGGAACGUUCCUCGCUUUUUAAAGGAAUUAAGAUUUCUAGGGGAGCCCCUUCGAUUUCUCAUCUGUUUUUCGCUGAUGAUUCUCUAUUAUUUUUGGAAGUUAAUCCUGACGCUUGUGCUAAUCUUAUGACUUUGCUAUCAGAAUUUUGCUCCUUGUCUGGUCAUGUGAUUAGCCUUCAGAAAUCUGCUGUGAAGUUUAGUCCUAAUACUCCGACGGAUUAUCGUGAUUUUCUUGCUCGGAGUUUGAAACUUCAAGUUAUGCCUUCUCUAGGAUCUUAUUUAGGUUUGCCCAAGGAGUUAAGUCUUAGUAAAGUGGCUGAUUUUGGAUUCCUUAUAGAUAAGGUUGUUCAAUGUCUGUCAUGUUUGGCUUCUUUACGCCUAUCUUCGGCUGCCAAAUUGGUUAUCAUUAAUUCAAUUUUGGUUGCCUCUUUCAACCAUAUUUUGUCGGUAUUUAAGGUUCCUUCUUCGAUCUGCGCUACGAUCGAUAAUUUGUUGGCUCGUUUUUGGUGGAAGUCGGAUCCUCAUUCUCGGGGACUAGUUUUACGCUCCAAGACGCUUUUGCAUCUCCCAAAAGGAAUGGGAGGUUUAGGCAUUCGUCGUUUAGAUUCUUUCAAUUCUGCUCUUUUGGCUAGGCAAUGUUGGCGCAUACAGCACAAUCCUCAACUUCUGGUUUCCAGGCUUCUUUUCGCGAAAUAUCCAUCUCUGAGGUAUGUUCACACUAAAUCAAUUUCUGGAUCUUCAUGGGGUUGCCGUGGUUUGUUACAAGGGUUGUCUGCUCUGUCAAAGGGUAUAGCUUGGAAGGUUGGUUCUGGGUCCCGUGUUCAUGUUCUUGAGGAUGCUUGGGUUCCAGGGGAACCUCUCUCUUUUCGCAACAAUUGUGAGAUGCCUCUUCCAUCGCAUGUUUCUUCUAUUAUUAAUCCGCGUUCUUACGCGUGGGAUAUGGUUCUGGUUCAUCGGCUUUUUGAUUCCUCUACUUCAAAUCGCAUUUUGGCUUUGGAACGCCCGACCAAACCAAUGGAUGAUUUUGUGUACUGGAAAUUUUCAAGAGAUGGAAAUUUUUCUACCAAGUCCGCCUAUGCUAUGAUGCUUCGUCAGUUUAGUCCUUCUGAUGGGAUGUUACCCUUUUCCUUUGCAUGGUGGAAGGUGUUUUGGAAACUGCCUAUUUUACCGAAAUUGCAAUGCUUCUGUUGGAAAUUCCUUCAUAAUGCUUUACCCUUAUUUGGGACUCUUCAAGCCCAUGGAAUUCCGGUAGAUUCAACUUAUGUUCUUUGUCAUAAUAAUCAGGAGACGGUUGAUCAUUUGUUUCGUGACUGUUCCUUUAUCAACAGUCUUUGGUCUGCCAAUUCAUUUCUUCAGAGCCUUAUGGUUCGUGGCGAUAAGCCUUUUUCUGUUUGGUUUGUUGACAAGGUGUUGUCUUUGCGACGAUCCAAGUCUUGGGAAGCUUUAAUGGUUUUGAUUUCGUUUCUGUGGGCAAUUUGGAUAGCUCGUAAUCAUAAGAUCUUUAGACAAGCUGUGAUUUCUCCAGCGUUUAUUUUCCUCACAAUGCAAGAUUGGACGUCGAGGGGCUUAGCAUCUCAGGAUAAUAAGUCUUCUUCUUUAGUUCCUAGCAUUGGCUCCAGAUCUCGAGUUAUGCCUGACACGAAGUCUUCUUGUUUUUCUUGCUGUUUUCAGGGUUCCGGGGAUUCUUCCUUUGGUAUUUGUCUGGUCUUUGAUGGGGCUUUCAAUGCUCAUGAUAAUGCUGCAGGAGCAGGUUGGGUUUUUAGAAGACCUAGUUCGGACGUAGUAAUUGGUGGGGGUUCUAGAGCUUUUCUUUCUUCCUCUGCUUUACACUCGGAGUUGCAGGCAUUGCUAUGGGCUCUUCGUUCUGCUGGUCAUCGUGGUUUUAGAAGGGUAGUUCGGAUAUCUCCUGCUGCUGGUUGA
This is a messenger RNA of Chenopodium quinoa (quinoa), 3795 nucleotides long. RefSeq lists its product as uncharacterized. Lineage: Eukaryota; Viridiplantae; Streptophyta; Magnoliopsida; Caryophyllales; Amaranthaceae. Gene Ontology annotation, molecular function: RNA-DNA hybrid ribonuclease activity; nucleic acid binding. The record is from RefSeq and is a predicted model, not a curated record. Bases 1 to 3795 code for a protein of 1264 amino acids. The transcript is spliced from 2 exons.